CGUGCGUUCAAUCAAUUGUACAAACCGCCAAACAACAACAACAACUAGUGAUAGGUACUUUCAAUAACAAGUUUGUUCCUAUUCCCAACCCAUUUCAUACCUAGAGAUUUAUGCUCCUAUAAGCCAAUCAUUUUCUAUAAUUUCAUUCCUUACAAAUCAUCAUCAUGAAUUUUGAAUCAAACAUCCCAAAGAACUCUUCCCUUGAAGACUUUUUUAGUGGUGUUUUCAAUACUAGUGCAUCACACUCUUUCAUGAUGAAUAAUGAUGAUAACAUGUACUUGGAUGAAAAUGUUAAUGAAUUCUUUGGAACUAGUCCUGAGCAAGAUCCAUUCUCCUCCUACUUCCCUUUCAAUAAUAACAAUAAUAGUUUUUAUGCCACCUCCUUCCCUGAAAAUUCAUCACCAAUUAAUAACAUCAAUGAAACCCAACAACAAAUUGCCAAAUCCUCCUCUAUCCUCUCCCUAACUGAUUUUAAGCCUUCCUUCUCUAGAACCUCUUCCUCUACCUCAUUUGCAGGAUUGCAAACCCCAUCUAUUCUCCACAAUGGUGAAUCCUCGCCGAUGGAAAGCUUCCAUCAAAUGGAUGAAUUCCAACGUCAAUUAGAUGAAGAUUUUUUGAGAAAUGGUGGUGUUACCUCUCUCAAUAUUUCUUCAGAAAGUGCUUUCAAACCAAGAUCUGAUCAACAUUUGUUUAAAUUUAAUAAGCAAAUGGACUUUUUAAGCGGUAUUCCAAAACCAUCAACUACAGAAUCAAAUCAAGACAUUUUUGCCUCAUUGAAUGAUAUUUCAGAGUCACUUAUUGAAGAACCACCAAAAGAUUCUACUAUUGAUGCUAUGGAUACUUCGAGUGUAAAUUCCAAAACUACACCUGGUCUUCCACCAGGUCAUAAGAUAAUCAACGGUGAAAUGUAUAAUGACAGAGGAUAUAAGAUUUGUGGUUUUAUGAAUCAACAUAAUAGACCAUGUCAAAGAAUUGGUAAAUGCCCAUUCCACGAUAGAAUGAAGAGUGAUAAACCUUUAUCCACAAAUAGUGAUGGUAUUAUUGCUGCUCAGGAUAGUAUUGAACCAGAACAUUUUGCACCAACUCAGGUCGUUAAAGAAAAGAAGAAGAGUGAAAAGAAAUCAAAGAAGAAACAAGACGAAACUCUGUUAGAAGUUCCAUCAGUUGAAUCUUUGACUACAAGUACUACCACAGCCAGUGCUUCAACAACAACUGAAGAUAAACCAGCAACCAAGAAGCCAUACAAGCAAGGUUGGACCAAGGAAGAACAUAUUCUCUUCCUUAAAGGUCUUGAACUUCACGGCAAGGGAAGCUGGAAGGAAAUAAGUGCAAUUGUUGGUACAAGAAGUCCAACUCAAAUCCAAUCACAUGCUCAAAAAUAUUUCCUCAGACAAAAACAACAAAAGAAGAAUAAGCGAUCAAUUCAUGACUUUACAAUGGAUGACAUGAAGAAACAAGAUUCAGUUGAAGAAGUUGAAGAAAACAAUCACAAGAGAAAGAGAAACAAAUCCAAAUCAAAAGAAUCCAAGAAGACUGGAGCUGUUCAUUCUGAAGAUUCAUUAUCAUCAGAACCACAAUUAGAAGUAUUUGGUGAAACUCUUGUUGGUGAUGCUAAUGCCUCACUUAUGAAACAAUUCACUUUAGCUCCUCCUAAACCACAACAACCUCAACCACAAGAUGCAAACUAUAUGGAUAUUAUUAACAAGUUGAACCAUUUGAAAAGCUUUCCCAAACAGUCACCUUCUACUGGCAAGUCUUCUGCUUUCAGCAGCGUUUCCUCGGACGAAUUAGACUUUCACUUCAAUACAAACAACGAAUCAAUUCCAACAGUUACAGAGGAACAUUCUGAUCUUUAUGAUGCUUGGGAAAUUGGCGAAUCAUCAACAAUAGAUGAUGUUGCUCCUUUCCAAAAGAAAAUCAAAUUGUAAAAUAAGAAGAUAAAGUUUUCUCCAAUAAUCUAGAUUAAAUAGAACCUUUUUAGAAAAA
Messenger RNA from Naegleria gruberi, 1986 nucleotides. Its product is annotated as SANT domain-containing protein. Bases 165 to 1928 code for a protein of 587 amino acids. Lineage: Eukaryota; Heterolobosea; Eutetramitea; Acrasida; Naegleriidae. The transcript has a single exon. The record is from RefSeq and is a predicted model, not a curated record. Gene Ontology annotation, molecular function: DNA binding.